UUCGGUAUCUAUGGUAACGUGAGCAGAGACCUUAGGAAUGUCACAUGAUUGAUGACGCGUGGCCAACCUCCUCUGGUGAGUUGCAUGCCCUCUUCUCUGUAUACGCCCUUGAUGAUACCAUCUACGUCUGUAGUUUUGUGACUUUCCUGCAAAUAAUAUUAGUGCAUCUCUUUUCUAGUGAUGGCUAAACCUAUCGUUUCCCAUUCUGGCUAUGGAAUUGGUAAGAACGAUGUACGCUUUAUGCGUGUUCGUAGAGAUGGUGACCGUUACUAUGUAACUGAGCUUUGGGUGAGUACGGAACUCCAGCUGUCGACAGUUGGAGAUUACGAGAGGGGAGAUAAUAGUGGCAUUGUGGCCACUGACUCACAGAAGAACACUGUGCUGGUCUUGGCCAAGCAGAACGAGAUCACCUCACCGGAGCAGUUUGCUAUGCUGAUAUGCAGCCAUUUCCUCGGCACAUGCAAACAGCUCAUUCGGUGCAAGGUAUCUAUAGAGCAAGCUCCUUGGCAGAGAAUAAAGCAGGGAGGAGCGGAGCAUUCGCAUGCAUUCAUAUCUCAGCCAUCAGCCAUCAGGUUCUGCACUGUGUCGCAGUUGAGAGGAGGAGCCCUCAAAGUUAGUGGUGGGAUGAAGGAUGUCAAGGUGCUUAAGACGACACAAUCAGGCUUCGAAGGCACUAUUGACCAUGUACUUCCUGAGACGAGUAACAGAACGUUCUGCACUAAUUUGAGCCUCAAGUACGACUUUAGGGAAGAUGUGCACGGAGUGGACUUCAACGGCACUUGGGAGACUGUCAAGAGCUCACUGUUGGAUGUGUUUGCCGGGUACUCUCAUUCUGUGCAGAACAUGAUGUACGACACGGCCAAGGUGGUGUUUGCACGAGUGCCAAAAAUCAAUGAUGUUGAGAUUCGCAUGCCCAACAUCCACUACUACGUAGCGGACUUGUUAAAACUGCCCAACAGUGGAGAGCUCCUCAACAACCCUCAAGGAAUGAUCAGUGCGACCUUCUCCCGACCUCUUCAAGCAAAACUAUGAUUAUAUAUAUGCACUCCGAACUGCACAUUUCCGCACGCAUAAUUUGUAUGUGUACAAUCAUGUGUGUGUCCAAUUUUUGCAUAUUUAACUGUCAUAUAACCUGUGAUUACAGCUAUGCAUAAAAUUAA
This is a messenger RNA of Halichondria panicea, 1160 nucleotides long. Its product is annotated as uricase-like. The record is from RefSeq and is a predicted model, not a curated record. The transcript has 10 exons. Lineage: Eukaryota; Metazoa; Porifera; Demospongiae; Suberitida; Halichondriidae. The coding region runs from base 181 to 1032 and encodes 283 amino acids. Gene Ontology annotation, molecular function: urate oxidase activity. Gene Ontology annotation, biological process: purine nucleobase catabolic process; urate catabolic process. Gene Ontology annotation, cellular component: peroxisome.